CAGGAUUUAGAGCUUGCUCAAAAUGCGACAGCUAAAAGAGCGAAAUCGGCAACUGAAAAUUCAGGGCAAGAUCUGGUUAAAAAACCUUAAAAGCGGCUUGAAUCAGUUUCGAGAAUGCCAGGUGCGCGGAACGCGAAAGAACUUCCUGCACAAUGGCUCCUUCCAUGAGGCAGUGGCUCCGGUGCUGGCAGUGGCCCAGUGCUUCUGCUUGAUGCCCGUGAGUGGAAUCAGUGCUCCCUCCUACAGAGGAUUGCGCUUCAGCCGGCGUAGCUGGCGCUUUUGGUACAGCUCCUUGUACCUCUGCUCCACGUCGGUGGAUCUGGGCUUCAGCAUCCGCAAGGUGGCCCACAGUGUGCUGGAUGUGCGCAGUGUGGAGCCCAUAGUUUUUCACGUGAGCAUCCUGAUCGCCUCCUGGCAGUUCCUGAAACUGGCCCAACUCUGGCCAGGAUUGAUGCGCCACUGGGCGGCGGUGGAACGGCGGCUACCCGGCUACAGCUGCUGCCUGCAACGGGCUCGUCCUGCCCGUCGCCUCAAGUUGGUGGCCUUCGUGCUGCUGACAGUUUCGCUGAUGGAGCACCUGCUGAGCAUCAUUUCGGUGGUGUACUACGACUUUUGCCCGCGAAGAAGGGAUCCCGUGGAAUCCUAUUUGCAUGGCACCAGUGCCCAGUUGUUCGAUGUGUUUCCGUACUCCAACUGGCUGGCGUGGCUGGGCAAGAUUCAGAACGUGCUGCUCACCUUCGGCUGGAGCUACAUGGACAUAUUCCUGAUGAUGCUGGGCAUCGGUCUCAGCGAGAUGCUGGCCAGGCUGAAUCGCAGCUUGGAGCAGCAGGUACGACAGCCCAUGCCGGAAGCCUAUUGGACUUGGUCACGCACUCUUUACCGCUCCAUAGUGGAGCUCAUACGGGAGGUGGAUGACGCCGUGUCCGGCAUAAUGCUGAUAUCCUUCGGCAGCAAUCUGUACUUCAUCUGCCUGCAGCUCCUCAAGAGCAUCAACACCAUGCCCUCCUCCGCCCACGCCGUCUACUUCUACUUCUCGCUGUUGUUCCUGCUCAGCCGUGCCACGGCCGUGCUGCUCUUCGUGUCGGCGAUCAACGACCAGGCCAGGGAGCCACUGCGUCUGCUGCGCCUUGUCCCGCUCAACGGCUAUCAUCCGGAGGUCUUCCGCUUUGCCGCAGAGCUGGCCAGCGAUCAGGUGGCGCUAACGGGCCUCAAGUUCUUCAAUGUCACCAGGAAGCUGUUUCUGGCGAUGGCGGGUACGGUGGCCACCUAUGAACUAGUGCUCAUCCAGUUUCACGAGGACAAAAAGUCCUGGGACUGCUCGUCCACCAAUUUGAAUUAG
Messenger RNA from Drosophila teissieri, 1339 nucleotides. It is a transcript of the gene Gr5a, whose product is annotated as gustatory receptor 5a for trehalose. Gene Ontology annotation, cellular component: membrane. The transcript is spliced from 7 exons. Gene Ontology annotation, molecular function: sweet taste receptor activity. Lineage: Eukaryota; Metazoa; Arthropoda; Insecta; Diptera; Drosophilidae. Bases 23 to 1339 code for a protein of 438 amino acids. The record is from RefSeq and is a predicted model, not a curated record. Gene Ontology annotation, biological process: sensory perception of sweet taste; detection of chemical stimulus involved in sensory perception of taste.